AUGUUCAGGUCGCACGCCUCCGGGAACAAGAAGCAAUGGUCCAAAAGAGCUUCGAACGGUAACGUCUCUGCCGAUUCUGCAUCAGGCACUCACGCCUUUAGGCAACAAACACUAUCUUCAUUCUUUGUGGGAUCUAAGAAAAGAGCAGCAGCUGUUCCUACUACGGUAAUUGAUUUAGAAAGUGCUGAUGAAGGUAGCCGACCGAAAAUUGUGUCCCCUAGGCCAAGGUUGAUACGGAAUAAUUCGUCCUCUUUAUUUUCACAGACUCAGGGUUCGUUUGGUGAUGACGAUCCAGAUGCAGAAUUCAAAAAACUGGUCAGUGCACCCAGACUCAAUAGUUACAAGAAGCCUAGUAGGUCAUCGUCGAUGACUAAUUCUUUGCACAAGACUGCAUCUGCCUCCACCACGCAGAGAACAUACCAUUAUGAUGAAGAUGAAACUUUGCGAGAGGUUACCAGUGUGAAGUCCGAAUCUAGGCAACUAUCGUUCACCAGUACGAUUAAUAUUGGCGGUUCUAGUGGAGAGUCUUCCGUUGACUUGGAAAGACCCGCAAAGAGGUCAAAACCUUCCAUGGAGUUCCAAGGUCUAAAACUCACGGUACCAAAAAGAAUAAAACCGCUUUUGAGGAAAACGGCAUCGAACUUGGAAUCAAUGAACUACAGAAAUGCUCUUUCAUCUCCCGUUGUACUUACAAGGGAACAAGAAACGGUCGUCGACUUGAUUAUCAAAAAAAGGGCAAACGUCUUUUAUACAGGUAGUGCUGGUACAGGUAAGUCUGUCAUUCUACAAACCAUUAUAAGACAAUUGAGCUCUCUGUAUGGGAAAGAAACGAUUGCGAUAACUGCUUCGACGGGGCUCGCCGCAGUGACCAUCGGCGGCUCCACAUUGCAUAAAUGGUCCGGUAUAGGGAUCGGGACCAAAACUAUCGACCAAUUGGUGAAAAGAAUACUGUCGCAAAAGGAUCUAUUGGCGGCGUGGAGGUAUACAAAAGUUUUGAUCAUCGAUGAAAUUUCUAUGAUCGAUGGUAAUCUAUUGGAUAAAUUAGAGCAAAUUGCGAGGAGAAUUCGUAAAAACGACGAUCCCUUUGGUGGGAUUCAGUUGGUCUUGACGGGUGAUUUUUUCCAACUACCACCCGUGGCUAAGAAAGAUGAAAAUAAUGUCGUGAAAUUUUGUUUUGAAAGUAACAUGUGGAAAAGAUGUGUUCAAAAAACCAUCUUAUUGACUAAAGUCUUCAGACAACAGGAUAAUGAAUUAAUCAAUAUCUUGAAUGCCAUUAGAUUCGGAGAACUGACCGUUGACAUGACCAAAACAAUAAGAAACCUAAGUAGAGAUAUAGAUUAUCCUGAUGGCAUUGCUCCUACCGAGCUAUAUGCCACGAGAAGAGAAGUGGAACUAUCCAAUGUCAGGAAAUUACAAUCUCUGCCUGGCGACUUAUACGAAUUUAAAGCUGUGGACAAUGCGCCCGAAAGAUACCAAGCACUAUUGGAAUCUUCGCUCAUGGUGGAUAAAAUUGUCGCAUUAAAGGAAGACGCUCAAGUUAUGAUGUUAAAAAACCGUCCCGAUGUGGAGCUAGUUAACGGAUCCUUGGGGAAAGUCUUGUUUUUCAUUACGGAAUCAUUGGUGAUCAGGAUGAAAGAAAUUUACAAAAUCAUAGAUGAUGAGGUUGUCAUGGAUAUGAGAUUAGUGAGCCGAGUCAUUGGUAACCCUCUUUUGAAGGAAUCGAAAGAAUUUCGUCAAGAUGUUAACGCCAGGCCAUUAGUUAGAUUGGAACGUCUAAAAAUAUUGAUAAAUCAUGCGCUCAAGAUAUCUCCCCAUAAAGAAAGGUUCCCCUAUGUUCGGUGGACAGUGGGCAAAAACAAGUACAUUCAUGAGCUCAUGGUGCCAGAGCGUUUCCCUAUUGAUAUUCCAAGAGAAAAUGUCGGGCUAGAAAGAACCCAAAUACCCUUAAUGCUAUGCUGGGCAUUGUCUAUUCACAAGGCGCAAGGUCAAACCAUCCAAAGACUGAAAGUCGACUUAAGAAGAAUCUUUGAAGCCGGUCAAGUUUAUGUUGCGUUGUCAAGAGCAGUCACCAUGGAUAGUUUACAGGUCUUGCACUUUGAUCCUGGAAAAAUUCGCACCAAUGGUAAAGUGAAAGAUUUCUACAAGCAUUUGGAAACGUUAAAGUGA
This is a messenger RNA of Saccharomyces kudriavzevii IFO 1802, 2166 nucleotides long. RefSeq names its product DNA helicase (gene RRM3). The transcript has a single exon. NCBI's taxonomy places the organism in Eukaryota, Fungi, Ascomycota, Saccharomycetes, Saccharomycetales, Saccharomycetaceae. Gene Ontology annotation, molecular function: ATP hydrolysis activity; DNA helicase activity. The record is from RefSeq and is a predicted model, not a curated record. Gene Ontology annotation, cellular component: replication fork. Gene Ontology annotation, biological process: telomere maintenance; DNA repair; DNA replication. The coding region runs from base 1 to 2166 and encodes 721 amino acids.